GUUGGGAAGAUGGCGGCUCCCAGCCUCCUCAACUGGAGGCGGGUUUCCUCCUUCACGGGGCCGGUACCCCGCGCCCGGCACGGACACCGAGCCGUGGCCAUCCGGGAGCUGAUGAUCAUCUUUGGUGGGGGCAAUGAGGGCAUCGCCGACGAGCUGCACGUCUACAACACCGUUACAAAUCAGUGGUUCCUACCAGCUGUUAGAGGAGACAUCCCUCCAGGCUGUGCUGCCCAUGGAUUUGUCUGUGAUGGUACCAGAAUAUUAGUAUUUGGGGGAAUGGUUGAAUAUGGAAGAUACAGCAAUGAGUUAUAUGAGUUACAAGCAAGUCGAUGGUUAUGGAAAAAAGUGAAACCCCACCCCCCUUCUUCUGGUUUACCUCCUUGUCCUCGGCUUGGACAUAGUUUUUCUUUAUAUGGUAACAAAUGCUAUUUGUUUGGUGGUCUGGCAAAUGAAAGUGAAGAUUCAAACAAUAACGUUCCCAGAUAUUUAAAUGAUUUCUAUGAGUUGGAGCUGCAGCAUGGUUCUGGUGUUGUGGGAUGGAGCAUUCCAGUCACUAAAGGGAUUGUGCCUUCUCCAAGAGAAUCCCACACAGCUGUUAUAUAUUGCAAAAAAGAUUCUGGAAGUCCUAAAAUGUAUGUUUUUGGUGGAAUGUGUGGUGCUCGCCUGGAUGACCUGUGGCAGCUUGACUUAGAAACUAUGUCAUGGUCAAAACCAGAAACUAAAGGGACAGUUCCACUUCCACGAAGCCUUCACACGGCCAGUGUUAUAGGAAAUAAAAUGUACAUUUUUGGUGGAUGGGUUCCACAUAAGGGGGAAAAUAUUGAGACUUCACCUCAUGAUUGUGAAUGGAGAUGUACCAGUUCAUUUUCUUACCUAAAUCUAGAUACAGCAGAGUGGACCACUCUAGUAUCAGAUUCUCAGGAAGAUAAAAAAAAUUCAAGACCAAGACCAAGAGCUGGACACUGUGCUGUAGCAAUUGGCACUCGAUUAUAUUUUUGGAGUGGAAGAGAUGGCUACAAAAAAGCACUGAAUAGUCAAGUUUGCUGCAAGGAUCUUUGGUAUCUUGAUACUGAGAAACCACCAGCACCAUCACAAGUACAGUUGAUCAAAGCUACUACCAACUCUUUCCAUGUCAAGUGGGAUGAAGUACCUACCGUUGAAGGCUAUCUUUUGCAGCUGAAUACAGACUUGCCUUACCAAGCUGCACCGUCAGAUUCUUCAGCAGCAUUAAAUAUGCCAGGAGGCAGAGUGGACCCUCACAGACAAGGCAGUAAUAGCAUCCUUCCGAACAGUAUCAGUGACACAGUAAACAGUACAAAAGUGGAACAUUCAGCCAUGAGAGGAACUGCAAUGAAAAACAAACAAGAUUUCAAAGCAACAGAUUCUAAUGCCAUUUUAUAUUCUUCUUUGGCAUCUAAUGCUUCUAAUCAUAAUAGUUGUAUGGUGGAUAUGCUAAGGAAAAAUGAAGGUCCUCACACUUCAGCAAAUGUAGGUGUACUAAGUAGUUGCCUGGACUUAAGAACAGUAACCCCUGAAACUUCGGUGUCCAGUACUGUUUCCAGCGCACAAACUAUGGUAACCCAGCAGACCAUUAAAACUGAAUCAUCCAGUACAAAUGGGGCAGUUGUUAAAGAUGAAACUUCACUAACAACAUUCAGUACCAAAUCUGAAGUUGAUGAAACAUGUGCUCUGCCUGCAACUAAGAUUAGCCGAGUAGAGAUGCAUGCUGUACCCAUGCCAUUUGCUAAAGAGUCUCCUUCAAAUCCAGUGGCCACAGUGAAAGCAGGAGAACGACAGUGGUGUGAUGUGGGAAUUUUUAAAAAUAAUACAGCUUUGGUGAACCAGUUUUAUUUGCUGCCAAAAGGGAAGCAAAACAUCUCCAAGGUAGGAAAUGCAGAUGUACCUGACUACAGUUUACUUAAGAAACAAGAUCUUGUUCCGGGCACUGGAUACAGGUUUAGGGUUGCUGCAAUCAAUGGUUGUGGAAUAGGCCCUUUCAGCAAAAUCAGUGAAUUUAAAACUUGUAUUCCUGGUUUUCCUGGAGCCCCUUCAGCAGUCAGAAUUUCAAAGAAUGUUGAAGGUAUCCACCUUUCCUGGGAGCCUCCAACUUCACCUUCUGGAAAUAUUUUGGAAUAUUCAGCCUACUUGGCUAUCCGCACAGCACAGAUCCAAGAUAAUCCAAGCCAGCUUGUGUUCAUGAGGAUUUAUUGUGGUCUUAAAACAUCAUGUAUAGUAACUGCUGGGCAACUUGCAAAUGCACAUAUUGAUUAUACAUCCAGGCCUGCCAUUGUGUUCAGGAUAUCAGCAAAGAAUGAAAAGGGAUAUGGACCAGCUACACAAGUUCGAUGGCUUCAAGGAGGAAGAGACUACCCGCCUGAGUUCAGCCUGCCAGCGCUUGGAUUUGUAAGAAGGGGAGCCAAGGUCCUGCCUUGGGCUCUGCUAGGGCGACUUGGAGCUCGAAGUGGGUUUGAACGGCCGCCACCUUCCGGGAAGCUUUCGACCCUUCGUGCUUUUCCUUGUGUCCCUGUUAGCGUUGCCAGGUACACAGCACUGCCUCAGCCGUUCGCCGAGCACUGAUGUUAGUUUUUCAUAUUUCAUCCAAAGACACGAUCUCCUUCCUCCUCAGGUUUAACGGGUUGCUUGGCUUAGCCAGCCUCCACCCUGUUCUCUUGAAUUCAAGAUACUGCAUUUCCUAUCCACUUCUUCCCCCCCCGUAGAUUGCAUAGUAGUUGCAACCUGACUUGGCUUUUCUCAACCAGAUGACGUUGUGGCUGCAAGAAUCCACAGCCGUUAUUGCAUCUUUGCAGCCAGAUUCCUUUCUUAGCCUCACUGCAGUCUGAAUCAAACUUGAACUUCCCUGUGCCUGUGACCCUCCCAGAUAAGCAAGCGCUUUAACACUGAACUAUU
Molecule: messenger RNA, 2907 nt
Organism: Marmota flaviventris (yellow-bellied marmot)
Lineage: Eukaryota; Metazoa; Chordata; Mammalia; Rodentia; Sciuridae
Gene: Hcfc2
Product: host cell factor C2
Biological process (GO): chromatin remodeling; regulation of DNA-templated transcription
Cellular component (GO): histone methyltransferase complex
Molecular function (GO): protein binding; transcription coactivator activity
Source: RefSeq, a predicted model, not a curated record